AUGAAUUACGACGGCAAUACCUCUCUCAAUCUAAGCUUAUCAUCGAGGAGGAGCGGGCUGAUGAAUCUGCCUCUGGACCCGGCUUCGCCGCCGCUCAGCCCGGCGGAUCAGCGCGUGUUUUCGUGCAACUACUGCCGGAGGAAAUUCUACAGCUCUCAGGCGCUCGGCGGCCACCAAAAUGCUCACAAACUGGAGAGGACGCUCGCGAAGAAGAGCAGGGAGCUCAGCAUGCCGGAUUCGGGCUCAACCCGACGGGCUGGCUCGGGCUACGUGCCGAUGCGUGCGAGAGAGUUGAGUAGUUAUGGAAAUAUCGGUUGGAUUAAUGAAGGGGUUGAUCAUCAUCAAGAGGAACUCGGCCAUCUUGAUUUGUCUUUGAGGCUUUGA
Messenger RNA from Salvia hispanica, 384 nucleotides. RefSeq names its product zinc finger protein 2-like. The record is from RefSeq and is a predicted model, not a curated record. Lineage: Eukaryota; Viridiplantae; Streptophyta; Magnoliopsida; Lamiales; Lamiaceae. Gene Ontology annotation, biological process: negative regulation of abscisic acid-activated signaling pathway.